AUGGCAUUCCAGUCCACUCCAGCGGAUAUAUCCGUCAUUAUCACGAGCCCCUCGGGGGCCAAGUCUAACAAUGGCGAGCCGACCUUCGUCACUGAGCGUCGCAUCACCCCCACCUGGACUGUCCUCCAGGUCAAGAGCAAGCUGGAAACCAUGACUGGCGUUCCUCCGGGGAGCCAGCGGCUGCUGGUGAAAGUCCCUGGCCGACCUAAUCAGUGGGCUGAGGACAAUGACCGAUUCAUUGGAGACUGGGGCCUUGUGAAGGGAUCGGAAAUUGAGGUUCACGACACCCGCCCCCAGGCCAUGCGUCCGAAUUUCACCGACCUGUCGUCGGUCGAGAAAUAUGAGCUGCCCGCCGAGACAUACGAGUCCCUCUCCAACUCCGUUCUGGCCUGGAAAAAGAACCAGAAGUUGGGCCGCUUCGACCCGAACGCGCUCUCGCCAGAGGAAGCCCUGCGCAAGCAAGCCGAGAAGGACGCCGCCGAGGUUUCUAGCAGAGGCAUUGCCGUAUCUAAGCGGGCUAUCAUUCUCCCCUCAUCUCCGCCGCAUAUCCGGCGAGGCACGAUUCGCUUUGUGGGACCCGUGCCCACCAUCCCGGUCACUGGCCCGGGCCGGGAGUUGACGAGCGAGGGUCCGCUCCCUGCAGACCUCCAGCCGAUCUGGGUCGGCAUCGAGCUGGACGAGCCGACGGGGAAGAACGACGGCAGCGUUGGCGGCCAGCGGUACUUCGAGUGUCUAGAGAAGCGGGGUGCAUUUGUCAAGCCGGAGAAAAUCGAGGUGGGUGAGUUUCCGCCGCUGGGGCUAGAUGAUGAGCUGGAUGAGUUGAUGGAGGAGAUCUGA
This is a messenger RNA of Penicillium macrosclerotiorum, 837 nucleotides long. RefSeq names its product TBCB family protein. NCBI's taxonomy places the organism in Eukaryota, Fungi, Ascomycota, Eurotiomycetes, Eurotiales, Aspergillaceae. Gene Ontology annotation, biological process: cytoplasmic microtubule organization. The transcript has 3 exons. The record is from RefSeq and is a predicted model, not a curated record. Gene Ontology annotation, cellular component: nucleus; cytoplasm; microtubule plus-end. Bases 1 to 837 code for a protein of 278 amino acids. Gene Ontology annotation, molecular function: microtubule plus-end binding.